AUGGCUGCCCCCAAGAGUGACAUCCACUUGUACACCACCGGUACACCCAAUGGCAUCAAGGCGUCCAUUCUGCUUGAGGAGCUUGGUCUUCCGUACCAAGUGACCAAGAUUGAUAUCUCCAAGAACACACAGAAGGAGCCCUGGUUCCUCGAGAUCAACCCCAACGGCCGCAUCCCGGCUCUCACAGACUCGUUCGAUGACGGCAAGCCCAUCCGCAUCUUCGAGAGCGGCAGCAUCCUGCAGUACCUCGUCGACCGCUACGACAAGGACCACAAGGUGUCCUACCCCGCCGGCUCGCGCGAGCACUGGGAGACCACCAACUGGCUGAUGUGGCAGAUGGGCGGCCUCGGACCCAUGCAGGGCCAGGCCAACCACUUCAAGCGCUACGCACCCGAGCAGAUCCAGUACGGUAUCGACCGCUACACCAACGAGUCGCGCCGCCUCUACCGCACUCUGGACACGCACCUGGCCAAGUCUUCGUCCGGCUUCAUCGUCGGCGACAAGCUGACUGUUGCGGACAUCUCCUGCUGGGGCUGGAUCGCCGCUGCUCACUGGGCCGGCAUUGACAUUGAGGAGUUCCCCCACGUCAAGAAGUGGCUGUACAAGCUGCUCGAGCGCCCCGGAUUCGAAAAGGGCCGCCACGUUCCCACCAAGCACACUGCUCUCGAGUCGGCGCAGAAGAGCGAGGAAGAGUUGGAGAAGGCGGCUGCCGAGUCGAGGCAGUGGGUGCAGAGUGGCAUGAAGGAGGAUGCCAAAAACUAA
Molecule: messenger RNA, 762 nt
Organism: Verticillium dahliae VdLs.17
Lineage: Eukaryota; Fungi; Ascomycota; Sordariomycetes; Glomerellales; Plectosphaerellaceae
Product: glutathione S-transferase GstA
Exons: 5
Coding region: 1-762 (253 amino acids)
Source: RefSeq, a predicted model, not a curated record